CUGAGUACCUAAGAUUGGGGGUGGGGUUCACUCACCUAAAAGCUCACUUACUGUCAAGCGUCAUGUCUGAGUCAGCGGAGUACAAAGCAAUCAAGGACUGUAACAGCAGUCUUCUUACUUGUAUUAAGCAGUCUCCCAAAGAUAUCAGCGAUCAUUUAGAGAUCCUUGCACCAGACGAUCGAGAUUAUCUCAAGAAUGACACUCAUGAUGCUGGUGACAAAGCACGAAGAAUACUUGAUGCUGUGCUGCUCCAGAUAGAAAACAAUCCAAAGGUUUUCGAUUCAUUCAUUAGUGCUCUCAAAGCAGCUGGUAGUUUUACGAAGGCUGCAGUGCAAAAACUUAACGGUGCAUUACAGAGACGAAAGAGCGAUCAAACUCAAAGAAUGGAAGAUGAUGGAUAUGAGAACGAUUCAAUGAUUCUACUACAACCAUUACUCAGGCCAGUGAUGACUGAAGAAACUGGGUCAGUUCUUGAGUUACCUACCAUGGACGAUGGAGGGACAACUGUUAAGCUUCUAUCCCAAGCUGAAAGUCAGUCCAUUGAUCUGAGAGGCCAAGAACUAAAUGAGUCACCCCGGUGUUGUAACUGUUGUACUCGUAUUAGUGUAACUUUCAGUGUUACAUUGAUUGGCUUAAUUGCCCUUGCUGUCUACUGUUUCACUCCACAAAAAGCCUUUGCAGAUCCUCCACCUCUUGAAAUGGCCACAAUCCCUCCCAGAUAUUUUACCACUGCAGACCCGCCUAAAACCACACCCUCUGUAAUACCAGCCUACACUGGCAAGCUAACAGGCACUAUCAUUACUAGAGGUGAUCGUCCUAAAAUGACACAGCUUCGUAGCUUCAAACUGAGGACUGGAAAAACAAUCGAUUUCGCCUCCAAUAUUGCCCUUGACUACAGAAAAGUGGGCCAACUUUUGCUUGAAGGAUCCAAUGACGUUGAUAUUCUAGAAAUGAGUCAUCAUCAUGAAACCAAGGAUAUUGCUGAUAGAAUUCUAGUGGACUGGCUGAGUGCAAAAGGCAAACUCCCUGUUACAUGGGGAACAUUGAUUGACGUUAUAAAAGAGUCUGGUUUGAGUAGUUUAGUAUAUGAUAUUGAAGGUCAGUUGUCAGAUCUACAUAGAGAUCAUGAUGAAUUGUAGGCUUUUGUAUACGUAUAUAUAUAGAACAAUGUUUAUGUGCAAAUUAUAAUUAUGGCCAAAUACCUAUCUACGUAGGUAUAUCUUAAUAAUUAGUGAGUCAGGGCCAUGUAGUGACAGACGCGCAGUUGGAGCCAAAGAGAUCAGCCAUAGUUUCUAAAAUUCAAUCUGUGAAAAAUUAAUUACUACAUCAGCUGCUCAUGAUAAGCUGAUGUGUGUGAAGGCAAGUUUAAAUUUGCAAAUAUAUAGAAACUAUAACUGCAGACCAUAAUUACAUUUAGGGGGGAGAGGAUUAUUAAGAGGGCAGCGUAUAGGGAAUGUUUUGAAGCCUGCAAAGGUAGUCAUGCCUUGAGGCUUAAAUGCGAUUAUGUGACCAAGAGGCAUUAAUAACCAUCCCUACGGUAGAUGAAUACAGCAUGCAUGUAGCCACCAAGAUAUAGCGUGGGAGUCAUGCAAUAGAUGCAGGGAUUCAUUUACUAUUCAUGUGUGUUACACAGGGGCGUACACAGGGUGGUGCUUAGGGUGCUCCAGCACCCCCAUCCAGACUCUGGUGCUCCAGCACCCUAUCCAGACUCAGACUGAGAAGCUCAAGUAGAUAGUUCAACCAUCACUGGCUGGCUAGAAGGAAGCUACACUUACUGCAGCUAUCUACAGCUUAAUAGUGAUAGUUACAAUAACUUUAUACCAGUUAGAUCUAGCUAGCUAGCUAAGCUGGCCUAAAAAACUUACUUUUCUUCGAUCGUUACUGGGAUAUCCAUGGGAACUAGUAAAGAGUGGGGAGGGGCUCAAUAAUAAGGCUAGGCAGCAGGAAGUGGUUUGCUGUAUCAAACACAUGCAACACUGAGCUUGCUUCACAACAUGCAGCACAACAAGGUCCUUGGAUCCAGGUACAUGAGGUACAUGAAUGUAUAGUAUAAUUAUAUAAUUAAGCCUACAUGUAUGUACAAUAAAUUAAUAAUAAUCAAUGUUUGCAAUGUAAACUACAAAGUCUCUUUUCCUCAACAUCAAGGUACUGGUGGUCAUACUUUGUACGCUGCCUGUCACCUCCUGGUAAGGUGAUCAAUCUUUUAGUGGCCUGAAAAGAAAAGAAUCAAGACUGUCGUCAGAUCAAGCAAAGGAACAAACGUUUAUCAUCACUUACACUUCUACAUUUACACAGAGACUAGACUAGACAUGAUUGCAUUGACAUUUGACAUACCUUAAGAAGAGUUGGCUAGAGUUUGCCAUCCCAGGCUAAUUGUUAUAGUGGGUAAUCGGUUAGAGUAAUAAAACAGUAAUCUUGUGCAGAUAGUGACCCAGUUUGCAGAAUGUAUGGAGGGUAGCAAUCAUGUUCGCCAACCGUUCACUUCUUAUUGCUUGCAUAAAAUGCUUCACAAGAUCCUGAAGAAUCGUAAUCAAGUUACAAUUCCUAGAAUAGUAGACCGUAUUAAAGAGAACAUGUUACCUCUUCCAGAAGAACCUGAUGAGAUUCAUGAUUUGCUUACUGGUAUUCAAAGCCUGUCAGACGAGUUUGAGUUUGUAUGUGGGGAGCAUACUAAUGUUGCAGAUAUUCAAAUAAGAAAGAAAGGAUCGAGAGACAGAAGUCUUUCAACAACAAGAAAGUAUAAACGUCCCUCAGAAUGUUACAGUUCCAGCUGAUACUGAAGAUCAGGAAACAUCCGAUUACUCUAAUGCAAGUGAGAUAAUGAAAAACUGGAAAUACCUGGCUACCACUCUAAUUAAUGCAAGCAGCAAUAAACUACCGUUUUUGCAAACAUCACGUACAGAGGUGCAGAAUACAACACAAAACUAUGAGACAAAUGAAUGUUACCAAAUUACAUUGGGAGCAUGCUUUUGCAGUUGCUGUUGUUGUUUUAUUGUCUCCUUAAUCCUCGGAAUAUGUGGUGCAGUAUUGUACGAUAGAUAUUUACUCGUUGGUACUACUGAUGUGGUACAAAUUCACCGGCAAUCUGUACCACUAAUCGCAAUACAGGAUCCAUCGACUAACUUUGUUAGGCUAUCCGAAAUUAGUGGAACAGACUUAGUUACCAUUAUCUUCUAUAAGUUAAGCGAUUGCUCUUCUUCAGCUGCAUUCAUGGACGUUGAGUUCAAUGAGAUGGUGAAUGUAAGCUUUAGCUCUCCAACUAUCAAGAGCAAGGCUGUUACUGAGUUGUAUCUGGCAGAAAACACUACACUUACUGUAAAUAUCACCACCAAUGUGCCCUCAACAAAUUCUUGUUUUAUAGCUCUCGUUGUUUUUGACGAUUUUACCAAUUACUUAAACUUCAUUUCAAGCUCUUCGUUGGGCAAUUACUAUUUUAUGGAUUGCAUUGCUAACGAAAAAUCACGAACAAAGAUUUUAAUGUUCAACAGACCAUCGUACUACUAUAUUGGUGUUUAUACAGAUUUUCCAACUGAAGCUACUACUUUCUCUUUACACUUGGUUGGUUGGGACAUAUCUUCAAUAUGACACUUCAGAAGGGACCCCUGUCUGCUUUAUAAGCUCUCUUGAGGAUUUAAGUUGUGAGUUUUCUCCGAGCACCAACCAGGAAUUUUGUAUUGUUGGCUUUGUGCCACCUGCUAAUCAGCAAUUUGGAAUAAGAGGAACAACUGUAGAAUAUUACACUGCUGAUAACUCAGAUACAGCAAUAAACACAUUUUUUUUUAUUCCUCUAAUUUGCUCUGUUUUUGGGUGUUGUCUUCUGCUAUGUUUUAUUAGUUGUACAAUGUAUAGACCAGACCAACGCCAGUGAAGCUCAAUGUUUAAUUAUUGUUUGAUCUUGUUAA
This is a messenger RNA of Halichondria panicea, 3902 nucleotides long. RefSeq lists its product as uncharacterized. NCBI's taxonomy places the organism in Eukaryota, Metazoa, Porifera, Demospongiae, Suberitida, Halichondriidae. The transcript is spliced from 9 exons. The record is from RefSeq and is a predicted model, not a curated record. Bases 63 to 1139 code for a protein of 358 amino acids.